Molecule: messenger RNA, 306 nt
Organism: Pyricularia pennisetigena
Lineage: Eukaryota; Fungi; Ascomycota; Sordariomycetes; Magnaporthales; Pyriculariaceae
Exons: 2
Coding region: 1-306 (101 amino acids)
Source: RefSeq, a predicted model, not a curated record
AUGAGGGCAGAGGGUAAUGUUUUCGAUAUGGGGUUCUGGUUGCUGGUGUUAUCAGCAUUGUUGCCGGGCAAGGUUUCUAAAGAAAGGUGUGAUAGGAUCCAAGUCUGGUGGAUAUAUGGGAUGAAUAUGGAUAAUGGGGUUGCUAGUGCUGGCAAUGGUGGGUGUUUGGACCUGCAGAAUGAGCAAUCCCGGCUUGAAAAGAUGGACGAGGUAGCGGUUCUGCGCAACUCCCAAAAGAGGAAAAGGAUUUCAAAACCAGAUUCGGAGAAAAAUUCUUUUAACUGGGGGUUUUUUUUUCUUGACUGA